Messenger RNA from Callorhinus ursinus (northern fur seal), 1303 nucleotides. It is a transcript of the gene TPI1, whose product is annotated as triosephosphate isomerase 1. NCBI's taxonomy places the organism in Eukaryota, Metazoa, Chordata, Mammalia, Carnivora, Otariidae. Gene Ontology annotation, biological process: glycerol catabolic process; glyceraldehyde-3-phosphate biosynthetic process; glycolytic process. Gene Ontology annotation, cellular component: cytosol. Gene Ontology annotation, molecular function: triose-phosphate isomerase activity. The record is from RefSeq and is a predicted model, not a curated record.
ACUCUACAUAAGCGGCCAGUGGCAGCGGCUGCGCGGUGCAUCUGACCUUCAGUGUGUCGGCUCCAACGCCAUGGCGCCCUCCAGGAAGUUCUUCGUCGGGGGGAACUGGAAGAUGAACGGGCGGAAGAAGAACCUGGGGGAACUCAUCACCACUCUGAACGCGGCCAAGGUGCCGGCGGACACCGAAGUGGUUUGUGCACCCCCUACCGCCUACAUCGACUUUGCCCGGCAGAAGCUGGAUGCCAAGAUUGCUGUGGCCGCUCAGAACUGCUACAAAGUGACGAAUGGGGCCUUUACUGGGGAGAUCAGCCCUGGCAUGAUCAAAGACUGUGGAGCCACAUGGGUAGUCCUGGGGCACUCGGAAAGAAGGCAUGUCUUUGGAGAGUCAGAUGAGCUGAUUGGACAGAAAGUGGCCCAUGCCCUGGCAGAGGGGCUUGGAGUAAUCGCCUGCAUUGGGGAGAAGCUAGAUGAGAGGGAAGCUGGCAUCACUGAGAAGGUUGUUUUCGAGCAAACCAAGGUCAUCGCAGAUAACGUGAAGGACUGGAGCAAGGUUGUCCUGGCCUAUGAGCCUGUAUGGGCCAUUGGGACCGGCAAGACUGCAACACCCCAACAGGCCCAGGAAGUACACGAAAAGCUCCGGGGAUGGCUUAAAUCCAACGUCUCUGACGCGGUGGCUCAGAGCACCCGUAUCAUUUAUGGAGGUUCUGUGACUGGAGCAACCUGCAAAGAGCUGGCAAGCCAGCCUGAUGUGGAUGGCUUCCUUGUGGGUGGGGCUUCUCUCAAGCCCGAGUUUGUGGAUAUCAUCAAUGCCAAACAAUAAGCCCGUCCAUCUCUCCUUUUCUUCCUAAGCCAGGGACUAGGUAGCUCAGGAGCUCAGUAACUGUGCUCCCCCCCACCCCCCACCCCGCACAUGCUUCUGAUGGUGUCACCUGCCCCCUUUGUGGCCAGAGUAUACGUCUUCCUCACUGUUUACACCUUGCCCCGUAAUGGCUGGGACCAGGCCCAUCCCUUCUCCACAGAACUGUAAUGGUCGGAACGAAACGUCACCGAGGUGGCUUCUCCGUGGCUGAGAGGCAGAAGGGGUGGAAUUUGCUCGUGGGCCCCCUCAGCGUCCCCAGUGAGGGCAGGAGAGAGAAGCCAUCCUCCUCUCCCAUCUCACUCCCUGAGGCUGGGGGCUGAGAGAAAGCCCUGUCCUCCCCUCAGAGGCCAGAGGGGCUGCUCUCUCUCCCAUGGUGCCAACGCCCAUGUGUGUUGUGUGUGUGAGCAAUCCCGCGUGCGGGGGGAAAUAAACACCUGGCACUGA